CCGCUUCACCUGAGCUUCCGUGCUGAACCCAACUUGCAAAACGGAGGAGCAGAUAGCGAAGCCCUUGGAGUUUCUAGCAGAUACCUGGUAGACCGAGGCAUCGCUUUCCAUACAUCUGAAACAGGCAACGGAUCACUCACGGUACCACAAGGAACAGGCAAUCUUCCUAGCCGCGCCGCCCAGCAACCCAUCUAUUUAAACCUUGCCUAAUUUACCAUGACGAAUUAACCUACUAUACGGUGUCCGAUCGCGGCCAGCCUUUGAAGGGUGACUGGGGGUGUUGUGUUCAUCAGGUGCCGUCUCCCUCCUGAGUGGGCGAGAGGCAGCCCGCGGGUAGAGGCGGGCUCCUUUGCGCUGACUCGCCGCGAUGGCAGAGUCGGUACCGCUGACGGCGUCAAACCUCAACAGCGUUAGGGAGAACACGCUGAGGAAGAUCAGCGACCUGCUGGACAAGACCGACAGUCGCGGCUGGAGGAAGCUGGCGGAAAUCGUGGGAGCUGACAAGCGUUUCAGGCUCAGUUCUGAUGACCUAGACAAAUGUUCACUGAAAACGCUGGAAGCAGAUGGAAGCCCCAGCCGAAGUUUACUGCACCUGAUGGGCAGCAGGGGUGUGACCGUGAGAGACCUCUUGGAUUUCCUUCAAGCUAUGGGACACACUGAGGCUUUCCAGCUUCUGAGAGCUUCAGCUUCAUUGAAGAUUGUCGUGCAGCCAGUUUCCCAGGCAGUUCUGGCUGGCCAGGCUGUGAGAUUGUAUUGCGAAGCAACAGGACAUCCUAAUGUUGAAUACCAGUGGUUCAGAAAGAGUGCAGAGGUUCCAAAUGGUAACUCUCCAGAGCUUGUGAUCAAUCCAGUCAGUAUAACUGAUACAGGAUGGUACAUCUGCAGAGUGAACAGUGGCUGCUUCUUUGAAUUCAGCCUCUGGGCCCAGCUGGAGGUUUAUAACUUCAGUGCUGCUUGCGGAAGAAGAUUUUUUUCCAAUGAGGCCAGGCUCCAGAUAAUAAAUCAGCCACAAGCCCAGAGACUGAUGGUCGGGGAUACACUGAUAUUGGAAUGUACUGCAAUUGGCAUCCCAAUGCCACGUUAUCAGUGGCUGAGAAAUGGCAUACCAGUCACCAAUGGCUCUGAAAGGCAUUACAAGAUAAAUAGAAUAAAUAUGGACAACCAGGGACAGUACCGUUGUCGUGUGUUCAACGACAGGGCAGAACUCUGGAGUUUGGAAGCAGAAAUUAUUAUAGUGCCCAGACACAGUGCGGCGAUUGCAGUGGAAUGUGAUGAAGAUGAAUUGAAGUUUUCUGAAGAAAGAAAUAACCCUGGUGAGGCUUGGCAGCUGGACUUAGAAACUAACCGAAGACAUUAUGCUACAGACAAGGUGGCUCUUCUGAUUGGCAAUAUGUCCUAUCACAACCAUCCUAAGCUGAAGGCGCCAAUGGUGGAUGUAUAUGAACUGACCAAUUUGCUACGACAGCUCGAUUUUAAAGUUGUAUCUCUGCUGGACCUCACUGAAUCAGAGAUGCGCAAUGCCGUGUAUGAAUUCCUGCUCUUGCUGGACAAGGGAGUGUAUGGGCUAUUGUACUAUGCUGGACAUGGAUACGAAAACUAUGGAAACAGUUUUAUGGUGCCAAUUAAUGCACCAAAUCCCUACAGGUCAGCAAACUGCUUGUGUGUGCAGAGUAUCUUAAAGCUAAUGCAAGAGAAAGAGACGGGAUUGAAUGUAUUUCUACUGGACAUGUGCAGGAAAAGGAACGUCCAUGAUGAUACGAUCCCAAAUAUGGAAGCCUUGCGAGUGACAGCCAACAUUGUGUUUGGUUAUGCAACGUGCCAGGGAGCAGAAGCCUUUGAAAUUCAACAUUUUGGAUUAGCAAAUGGUAUUUUUAUGAAAUUUCUGAAGGAACGUUUGUUGGAGGAUGAAAAGAUCACGGUGAUGCUUGACAGAGUUGCAGAAGAUAUGGGAAAAUGCGAUCUCACUAAAGGAAAGCAAGCUCUGGAAAUCCGCAGCAGCCUGUGUGAGAAGCGAGCCUUGACGGACCCCAUCCAGUCUUCAGGCUGCUCUGCAGAAUCACUGGCUCGGAACUUACAGUGGGCCAAGGCUCAUGAAUUGCCUGAAAGUAUGUGGCUUGAGUUUGAAUGUGGUGUCCAAAUUCAGCUUGGAUUCGCUGCUGAGUUCUCCAACGUGAUGAUAAUUUACACGCGGAUUGUGAAGAAGCCAAAGGAAAUUAUGAAGUGUGAAGCUUACGUCACGGACUUCCCGCCGGACCUGGACAUAGAUCCCAAGAAGACAAACAAAGGAACACCAGAAGAAACGGGCAGCUACCUACUCUCUAAGGAUUUACCAGAGCAGUGUCUAUACACUAGACUGAGUGCCCUGCAGAAGCUAAAGGAGCGGUUGGUGUUCACGGUGUGCCUUCGCUACCAGUACCAGGGACUUGAUGAGCCUGUGGAAGAAGCCAAGGAGGUGGACGUGGGGAAACCCCUCAUUGCAAAGCUGGACAUCCACCGCGUUGUCAGGAGGAAUAGCUGCCUCGUGACCUGUCCCAUGCCUCACAGCCCAUCGCACAGCCCGGCACACAGCCCCUCGCACAGUCCGGUCCGAAGCCCGGCUUGUUCGGAAUUCGAUCAUUACCACCACCACAGCCAGCGUUUCCAAAAUAACUCGCACCUCGGGGUUUACAACCCGAAUCCAGCCAUGAUGGGUGCCAUGGGAUGCACUGCCCUUCCCAGUGGCUCUACACAUGCCUCCUAUGCAUACAUGACAGGAGGGGGUCAGUGUUGCGGUAGCCACAUAAGAAAAAUCAACGUCCCUGUCGAGAAUGAUAUCAGUGAUUUGCCUUCUGAAUUCUCCAACUAUCUUCAGUUCACUGAUUUGAAAUGCACAAAUUCCUCUGAAUUCCCUGUAGAGGAUUUAACAAGUGUCCAAGGUUGGAACCCUUCUAGGAAAAAAAAGAUGUAGAAUACAUACACCAAAGUUCAUAGUAAAUUUAUUAUAAAAUUCCAAGUAAAUACGUUAUCGAAGUCACCCUGACUACCCUGAGAUUCAUUUUCUUGCAGGCCUUUACGAGAAAAUAAAGAAAUACAGUAGAAUUUAUCAAGUUCACAUUCUAGUUCAAAUUUAUAUUGCCAAGCAGAACAACAUUCCUCCAGAGCAGGCUGCACAACGCAGUACAUAUAACUCACACACAACAUAGAAAGUAACAUUACCAAAUAAUAAAAUAUAUUCCAUAAGACUGAUAUUCAGCAUAAUGUUCAUUUAUAACACAAGUUAAAAGGUGAGCAGUAUAACGCUACUGGCACUUCAUACGUGAUGAGAACUGGGUGGUGGCAGAGAGUUCAGAAGUCUCACAGCCUGGGGGAGAAAGAUGUCUCCCAACCUAACAGUCCUUGUCUGAUCCCGCCUGAUGGUAGGGGGUCAAAGAGAUUAAGGGCUGAAUGGUUGGGAUCCUUGGCAAUGCUAAUGGCUCUGUGUAUGCAGCGCUCCUGAUAAAUAUCUCAGAAAGGUGGGAGAGAGACCCCAGCGAUCCUCUCAACAGUCAUAUAACCAUAUAACAAUUACAGCACGGAAACAGGCCAUCUCGGCCCUUCUAGUCCAUGCUGAACUUCUAGUCCUCGCAAUCCUUUGUGGGGUUUUGCUUUUGGAUGACUUGCAAAUCCCACACCAGACAAUGCUGCAGCUGGUCAGGGCACUCUCUAUGACGCUCCUGUAAAAAUUGGUUGGAAUGGGCAGUGUGGGUGAUGGUGGAGCCUUGCUCGCCUAGACAUACAACCAAUAUGCAAAAAUUGACCAAUUAUGCAAAUGACUUCAAAGGUCUGGGAAUAUGUGCUGCAUUGUUCCUGAACGGUUGUGGAAUCAGCUCAGAGUCGAGAUGAGUGAAGUUAUUCACGUCAGUUCAGGAUCCUGAUGCUGAAGACAAUAGAGAAUUCCCAACAGAUCCAUUCCACUAGCAUUGGCUACAAAGAAAGGCAAGCAUCUGAAGUUGCCUGAGUCACAAAGCAGAGCUUUUAAAAGACAAAGGGUUGACUUAAAAUAAUGCAACAGGCUUGUACUGAUCGAAACAGACUGGAGCACUGAAUCACGCAACCGCAUCAAAAUUUAAGUUUUGUACGUUUAGCAAACAGCAUUAAAUUGUUUCCUUUAUUUUAAAUCAGCAAUAUUCCUUAACAUUUUCACAGAAUAUUUUGCAAUUUUUCAUUCUUAUGCUUUUCCAUUUCCAACAUCGUGUGACCAAUUAAAGUGAAGUAACAUGGUAGCAAAACGGUUAGCACAACGCUACUACAGCUCGGCGCAUUCUGGAGUUUAGAGUUCAAUUCUGGCACCGCCUGUAAGGAGUUUGUACAUCCCCUGUGUGACCAUGUGUGUUUCCUCCGGGUGCUCUGGUUUCCUCCCACUGUCCAAAGGCGUACUGGUUAGUAGAUUAACCGGUCAUUGUAAACACAAAAUACUCUGCAGAUGCUGGGGUCAAAGCAACACUCACAACACGCUGGAGGAACUCAGCAGGUCCGGCAGCAUCCGUGGAAACGAUCAGUCAACGUUUCAGGUCAGAACACGAAACGGUGACUGAUCGUUUCCACGGAUGCUGCCGGACCUGCUGAGUUCCUCCAGCGUGUUGUGAGUGUUGAACCGGUUAUUAUAAAUUUAUUCGUCUGUUAUGUGCUGCAAUGUAUAACAUAGGCAAUUAUGGACUUUCCACGAUCAUGAUUAUUCUUGGCAAAUUUUUCUGCAGAAGAAUCCUGCCAUUGCCUUCUUCUGGGCAGUGUCUUUAUAAUAGUGACCCCGGCUAUUAUCAAUACUCUUCAGGGAUUGUCUGCCUGGCGUCAGUGGUCACAUAACCAGGACUUGUGAUAUGCACCAGCGGCUCCCAUGAGUUUACGUGACCGUGAUCGGGGGUGGGGGGUGCUAAGCAGGUGCCUCACCUUGCCCAAGGGUGACCUGCAGGCUAGCAGAGGGAAGGAGUGUCUUACACCUCCUUUGGUAGAGAUGUAUCUCCAAUCCUGUGAUUAGGCUAGUGUUAAAUGAGCAAGUUGUUGGUCAGUAUGGCUCAUUGGGCCAGAAGGGCCUGUUAAACACUGUAUCUCCAAAUAUAAAUAAAUAAAUAACAUCAAAGAACUGGCUCAAAGUUGUGUAUCUAUGUUUCACG
Mobula hypostoma (lesser devil ray) is the source of this 5129-nucleotide messenger RNA. It is a transcript of the gene malt1, whose product is annotated as MALT paracaspase 1. Gene Ontology annotation, biological process: proteolysis; signal transduction. Gene Ontology annotation, molecular function: protein binding; cysteine-type endopeptidase activity. The transcript is spliced from 19 exons. The coding region runs from base 368 to 2947 and encodes 859 amino acids. Lineage: Eukaryota; Metazoa; Chordata; Chondrichthyes; Myliobatiformes; Myliobatidae. The record is from RefSeq and is a predicted model, not a curated record.